Molecule: messenger RNA, 5082 nt
Organism: Daldinia loculata
Lineage: Eukaryota; Fungi; Ascomycota; Sordariomycetes; Xylariales; Hypoxylaceae
Exons: 4
Coding region: 1-5082 (1693 amino acids)
Cellular component (GO): actin cortical patch
Molecular function (GO): phosphatidate phosphatase activity; RNA helicase activity; nucleic acid binding
Source: RefSeq, a predicted model, not a curated record
AUGGCUUCUAAGCGCAAGGCCGACGACUUUAUAUAUACCCUAUCUGAUAACGAGGAGCUUCCCAAUGAAGAAGAGGUCAUACCCGAGCCGAACCCACCAAAGAAAAAGGCCAAGAAAAAUAAGCGACCUACUCAAUUAGACGAUGACGAAAAUGGUGUCUGGGGCAAGAAAGAUGAGGAUGAUGGAGCAAUGGAUUCCGACUUCGAGUUUGCAGAGGAUGGUACUACAGACUUUAGGGCGGAGGAUUUCGAAGGUUGGGGCUUUGAUGGUGCGAAAAAGGGCAUGAACGGAAACGUAACGAAGAGGCUUGUUGACGUGGACGAGAUCGUGCGAAGAAGAAGGGGCACUCAGGGGGAUACUGAAGUAGAUAACGAGAAGAAAGAAGUCGCAGAUGGUGCUAGUAGCGAACUUGAAGACGAAGAUAUCGAACUUGACGACCAGGACGACGAAGUUUUAGCUGAAGAUGGAUUUGGUAUGGGUGCUGCUUCGGACGAAGAAUCAGGCGAUGAUAGGGCAGAAGACGAUUCUGAUCAGGAUGAAAAUGACGAGAAUGAUGCCUCGGAUAACGAUUCUGUCGCAACCCCCGUUGAUCACCCUGAUGACGAAGGAGAAUCCGACGAAACGGACGAUGAGGAAGAUUCCGAAGAAGCCGCUAAGAGAGCGGCCUUCUUCGCACCUGAAGAGAAGAAGCCAGCUGGGAAGCACAAUGGAAAGUCUUCGUUCCAAACAAUGUCCCUUUCACGACCGAUUUUGCGCGGUCUUAAUUCUGUUGGCUUUAACGAACCCACUCCAAUCCAAGCGAAAACAAUACCACUCGCGCUAGAAGGAAAAGAUCUAGUUGGCGGCGCAGUUACAGGCUCUGGAAAAACUGCUGCUUUCGUUGUUCCCAUCUUAGAAAGGCUGCUGUACCGACCAAAUAAAAUCCCCACGAGCCGCGUGGUUAUUUUAACUCCUACCCGAGAACUCGCCAUACAGUGUCACGCAGUUGCAACCAAACUCGCUGGCCAUACGGAUAUAAAGUUCUGUCUGGCAGUCGGUGGAUUGAGCUUGAAAGUUCAGGAAGCAGAACUACGUCUAAGACCCGACGUUAUUGUUGCCACUCCGGGUAGAUUUAUCGAUCAUAUGCGUAACUCGGCUAGCUUUUCGACAGAUACGGUUGAAAUUCUGGUUCUAGAUGAGGCCGACCGAAUGCUUGAGGAUGGGUUUGCCGACGAACUGAACGAGAUCCUUACGACUCUACCCAAGUCACGGCAAACAAUGCUAUUCUCCGCUACCAUGACUUCUUCCGUUGACCGACUUAUCCGCGCCGGUCUAAACAAACCAGUACGAGUAAUGGUAGAUUCUCAAAGGAAAACGAACGACAAGCUAGAACAAAAGUUUGUCAGGUUAAGACCAGGUCGGGAAGACAAGAGAAUGGGUUAUCUCAUCCAUAUCUGUAAAACGAUGCAUACUGAGCGUGUUAUCAUAUUCUUCAGACAAAAGAAGGAAGCCCAUCGUGCUCGGAUCGUUUUUGCCUUAUUUAACCUGUCGUGCGCCGAACUACACGGAAGUAUGAAUCAGGCACAGCGUAUUUCAAGUGUCGAAUCCUUCCGGGAUGGUAAAGUGUCUUUUCUGCUUGCCACUGAUCUGGCUUCUCGAGGUCUUGAUAUUAAAGGUGUGGAUACCGUUAUCAACUACGAAGGCCCACAAACCCACGAGAUAUACGUACAUCGUGUAGGGCGUACUGCACGAGCUGGACGUUCGGGUGUUGCUAUCACGCUAGCGGCAGAACCUGACCGGAAAGUCGUAAAAGCGGCGGUUAGAUCUGGAAAGGCCCAGGGGGCCAAGAUCAGUAGUUUGAUCAUUGAUCCUGCCGAUGCCGAUAAAUGGCAAGACAAGAUCGACGAGAUGGCUGAUGAGAUUGAGUCGAUUGCACAGGAAGAGAAGGAAGAGAAGCACCUGGCACAAGCAGAGAUGCAAAUAAAGAAGGGGGAGAAUAUGGUUAUUCACGAGGAUGAAAUCAAGUCGCGACCGAAGCGAACAUGGUUCGAAACACAACAUGAGAAGAAGAAGGCUAAGGAGGCCGGGAGGGCUGAGCUGAAUGGGCUGAUCGAGUCGCUAAAGAAAAAAGGGAACGGCAAGCUAAGCAAUAAGGAUAAGAAGAAGCUAGACGCAAGGUCAACAAGGACGGAGGGUAUGUGGAAGAAGGGCUCUGCCGAGAGGGCAGCUGUAACGAGUUUAAAUACUUGGUCCUCGGAAUCCUCCAAGGUGGCUCCAUCACGUCGAUUCCUACCUUCACGUCCUCAUCCCCAUCAUCGACAGAGCCUCCUCCAGUACCUUUUCCCACAUAACCUACGCGAACGCUACCGCGAGCGACUCAUCGGUUUCCACCUUGAUACCUUUCCUCACUACAAACACCGCCUCCAAAGUCGCAUCUAUCGCUUUAUCCUCGACCGUCAGCGCCGUCGCCGUGAGCAGUCGCGUCUCGUCGACCACGCGCGACGGCUGUUGCUCGGCUUACCAGCUCCUAAUACCAAGGGCCCGAGAGAUGGAUCAAGAUCUAUAUCGGGAAAGAUGACAACUAUGCCAGAAUAUGGGUUGGGGAGUGGGAACUUGGGCGCCGAUGGCGGACGCGAGAGAGGCUCGAGAAGAAGGAAGCUUGCAGCUAUGGCGGGCAGCAUGUACAGGGCUGGCGCAACGGCGGUAAAUGAGAUUAAAGAGUCUUACUAUCAGACAAGAUCGAGUGAUACCGAUACUUCAGAAGCGACCAGGAUCACAAUACCAGAUUCCUUCCCCGACGUUGCCAUUGUCACAAAGGGAAACGAGCAGAUGGUCUUAUUUCCGUCCUAUGCAAAGAGACACGUGAAGAAUCAACCUAGGCAAUUCGAAGAUCCGGCAGGACCACCGCAUACUUCAACUAUGAGUAUGAACGAACAGGAUUACUGGAGGAACGAGUGGUCGAGACACGAAGAUGAGAAAGCUAUUGUAGACGUAGAUGUCCGAGGCUGGAUAUACAUCCCUCACAGGAGCCCAAUGACUCGUCGCAACCGAAUAUUGAUUGGUCUGGCGAGACAGUUAAGCGGUAUUCCCGCUCCAAGGAUUCAACAGGCCGACCCAAGUGCUACUACGGAACCCUCUUUGGCGAGAAUACACGAACAACACGAGGAGGAACGUGAGCGAGAGAGGAUCGCACAAGAAGCCAAAGAAAUCGAGCGCAGGGGCAGGUUUGAGGAGGAAGCCGCGCAAAAAGGUGGCUAUAGUGAACGACCAAGGGAUGAAGAUUCUGAAGACGAAGGAAGCAGGCGACGCCCGGACCAGUACUCGCAAGAUAGCAGUAGAUCACCACCCUCUGCGCCAUCAUCACCUGUUCUCCGAGGGCGCACUAAUACAACAGGAACUACUGAGCUCACUGAGACAGAGCUGGCAGUUGCAAAUGCAAAUCUAAUGGCUCGUAUCGCGCCUUUUAUGACCACGCCGUUGGUUGAGAUUCCCAUCACCUUAUUCUUCUAUAACGAAAAGCAAGCCCAGUCGCGCACCGUAAAGACCAAUGAUUCAGGGCACUUUGUAAUAAGGGCGGCGCUCGACUUCGUUCCCACCCAUGUACGCGUGCUCGCGAACGAGGACAUAUCCUACACAGAACCAGUGCAGCUCAUCGAGCCGAAAGGAGUCAGCCUAAUAAGCGAUAUCGACGACACCAUCAAACGCUCAAACAUCUCUCUCGGCGCCAAGGAGAUAUUUCGAAACACCUUCAUUCGUGAGCUAGGUGACCUAACCGUAGACGGUGUUCAGGCAUGGUACAACGCUUUGCAUGACCUCGGCCUGUACCCGGUGUUAGCUACGUACUUCAAGUUAGCCGGCCUACCGCCAGGUUCGCUACAUUUGAAGCAGUAUACGGGCAUGCUUCAGGGCAUAUUCGAGCCCGUAGCCGAGCGGAAAAAGGGCACGCUAGAAAAGAUCAUGAGAGAUUUUCCGGAAAGGAAAUUUCUCCUAGUCGGUGAUAGCGGCGAAGCGGAUCUCGAGGUAUAUACGGAGUUGGCGGUUGCUAAUCCCGGGAGGAUAGUAGCCAUCUUCAUUCGAGACGUUACGACACCCGAGCAAACAGGCUAUUUCGAUUCCGGAUUCGACGCACGUAGUAACGGCGGACGCAUUCCUCGAACCAAUUCGAGCAUCCGGCUUAAUCAGGCAUCUUCUAGAAGUAGUAGCAGCGAUAGUAAAGAGAGUAGUCUAGCCGGAAGACCCCCGCUCCCUCCUCGAGUAACGACCACGCCGAAAUUGUCUAGCGGAGCCGUCGUGGGCGACCUAAUUGACCUGUCGGAGGAGCCGGAGCCGGAGCCACAGCCAGAACGGCUCCGGCGGGUCGAAUCGGAGCCCCAGACGGUAGGAAAACCUGCGCGACCGGCAGAUCUACUAGCACGGAAACCACCGCCACCGAGACCUGCGAAACCAAAAUCCCUACAAAGCACGCCGGCUGCGCCGGUACUAACUACCGAUGACGGCGGGCCUGCUAAAAAGCCCUCAGGCUCGGUGCCCCCGCAGCCGCCGGAGCCACGUAAGAUCAACCAGGCGAAUAAUAGAGCGUUGACACCUAGCCCGCUAGCGCAGAUGCAGGUGUCGUCUGACCACGCCAGCGGAAGGGACGGACUAAGAGCGUUGAAGAAGACUAAGAGUAACGGCCAGAUAUCCGAGAAUCUAAAUAUUCCUCCCCUCAACUCGUCAUCUAAGAUCGCGCCCCCUCCUCCGCCCCCGAGGCGAGGCACACCUUCCAGCACAACCACGACGACAAAAUCGAGCCCGCGACUCGUGGCGACUCGCGCUAGCGACAGCACCCUAGUCCGCCGCCGGACAACAGGGGACUCGGAGGUUGAGUUCGAGGGUUUGUCGCCUGGUAUUAAUGGUAGCGCUACGUAUAACAACGGGAGUCCAAAUGGACAGACGGCGGUUGUGAACAAGAAACUGGACUUGUGGCGCCGGCGGUUGCAACGUGCGCAGGAGACACUGGAACGGCACGGCGUGGCGCUGUAUACGUGGCGUCGCGGCGAUGAGGUGGUGGAUGAGGCAAUUGGGAUUGUGAAGAGAUGCAUGGAGGAGAUGGAUAGACGGUAG